CAGACCGGCCUGCGGGGCGUUGGUGCGGCUCCACCAUGUCGAAGGUGUCCUUUAAGAUCACGCUCACAUCGGACCCGCGGCUGCCCUACAAAGUACUCAGUGUUCCUGAAAGUACACCUUUUACAGCAGUCUUAAAGUUUGCAGCAGAAGAAUUUAAAGUUCCUGCAGCAACAAGUGCAAUUAUUACCAAUGAUGGAAUAGGAAUAAAUCCUGCUCAGACUGCUGGAAAUGUUCUUCUAAAGCACGGUUCAGAACUACGAAUUAUUCCUAGAGAUCGUGUUGGAAGUCAUUAGUACAUGCAAC
This is a messenger RNA of Jaculus jaculus (lesser Egyptian jerboa), 303 nucleotides long. Its product is annotated as ubiquitin-fold modifier 1-like. Gene Ontology annotation, biological process: protein K69-linked ufmylation. Lineage: Eukaryota; Metazoa; Chordata; Mammalia; Rodentia; Dipodidae. Gene Ontology annotation, cellular component: cytoplasm; nucleus. The record is from RefSeq and is a predicted model, not a curated record. Bases 36 to 293 code for a protein of 85 amino acids. The transcript has a single exon.